AUGUUGUUCAUAGACUACAGUGCAGCGUUCAAAACCACAGUCCCCUCCAAGCUCAUCACCAAGCUGGGGACCCUGGGAAUGAUCACCUCCUUCUGUAACUGGAUCCUGGACUUCCAAACGGGACGCGCCCCAGGUGGUGAGGUCAUGAAGAGAGCACGACAGCGCCUCUUCCCCCUGAGGAGCCUGAAAAUAUUUAUCAUCGGCCCUUGGAUCCUCAAAAAGUUGGUGCGGACAGCCCAGUACAUCACUGGAGCCGAGCUCCCUGUCAUCAAGGACCUCUCAAGGACCUCUCAGGCGGAACACUUCACCCCAGAGUGCAAGUUCAAAGAAAGUGUGUUUGAGAACUACUACGUGACGUACUCGUCCAUCCUGUACCGGCAGACCCAGUCGGGCAGGGCCUGGUACAUCGGCAUCAACCGGGACGGACAGGUCAUGAAGGGCAACAGGGUCAAGAAGACCAAGGGGGCCGCCCACUUCCUGCCCAAACUCAUCGAAGUGGCUAUGUACAGGGAGCCGUCGCUACAUGAAGUGGUGGUGGUCGCCGAGCUGAGUUCGCCCAGAAAAAUGGCCAAGGCCUCCGAUUCACCUGUGCUGCAGAACGGCAAAAAAGACCCGCCCUCAAAAACCAAAACCUCCUAG
This is a messenger RNA of Salvelinus namaycush (lake trout), 639 nucleotides long. RefSeq names its product fibroblast growth factor 14-like. Gene Ontology annotation, cellular component: cytoplasm. Gene Ontology annotation, biological process: positive regulation of protein phosphorylation; animal organ morphogenesis; positive regulation of gene expression. NCBI's taxonomy places the organism in Eukaryota, Metazoa, Chordata, Actinopteri, Salmoniformes, Salmonidae. The record is from RefSeq and is a predicted model, not a curated record. The transcript has 4 exons. Bases 1 to 639 code for a protein of 212 amino acids. Gene Ontology annotation, molecular function: growth factor activity; fibroblast growth factor receptor binding.